AUGAAUUGUGUGCAGAUCGAGGAGAGCAAUGAGGUGCUCCCGGCUGUUGAGAACAGGGGCAAGCAGCCCCUUCACCCAAUGCCCGACGAGGUUGUGCUGCCGCCCACUGCCGAGGAAGACCCGAAGACGCUUGAGGGUGGCGACGACGAGGGCAUGGAGGUGCCCCCCAGCAACAAGCGCCGCAACUACGACCACUACCAUCAGGAGGAUGGCCCGACUCACUUCUGCAACGUCAUCCUUGCACCGAAGCUUGAGUGCAUCCCCAUGCCCCUGGACUUCACCAUGCACUUCGUUGCGGUGCCGACAGAGUUUAAGCUCAGGAAAAACACCGGCUGGUCCUUGAAGGUGACGGUGAAGCAGGUGAACGACAGGGUGACCCUGGAUCAGGGUUGGGACACCCACGCAGCCGUUCAUCAGAUCAAGAUCGACUACAUGGUGACGUUCAAGCUCCUCACUCCCUACACCCUCAAGGUCACCAUCUUCAACGAGGAUCGCAUUGUGGUCGUCAGCAAUUGCGGGAAGCACGAUGAAGCCUUCGCCGCCAAGGAGUCUGCUUUGAACUGUUUAGGGUUUAGGCGUUGA
Triticum turgidum subsp. durum (durum wheat) is the source of this 582-nucleotide messenger RNA. The record is from the annotation of a GenBank genome assembly. NCBI's taxonomy places the organism in Eukaryota, Viridiplantae, Streptophyta, Magnoliopsida, Poales, Poaceae.